AUGGAUACACAUCUUCUCUCCACUCUUCUACUUUUGGCCAUUCUGGGUGUCACUGCCAUCAAUAGUGAAGAGGACACAGAGACCGUGUUCUGUCUUGAUCACCAAAAAGCCUUUGAAGGCUCUUGCUAUGAGUUUGUGACCCUGCAGCGCAGCUCCCUCGAAGCUCAGCGUUGGUGUGAGCGUGGUGGUGGACACCUGGCCUUCAUCCAGAAUGAUGAGACGCAGCAGUUUCUUCAGAAACAUUUGCAGUCAGAGCAGGACUGGUGGCUGGGACUGGCACCAGCCUCUUUCAACCUCAGCAUGGGAUCCGCUGCCACAGAGGGUUCCUUGUCCUGGCUGGAUGGAUCUGACGUGAGUUACUCCAACUGGCUCCGUGAACCUGAGCUUGGAGACGCUUGUGGUUAUAUCGUGAAGAAAUCUGGGUUUCAGUGGGCAUCAACUCAAAACUGUAGCCAAGAGUUCCACUUUAUCUGCGAGUUUGAGUCAGGACAUGCUCUAGCCUGUUUGGAACACAACGCUACACUACAGUGUGGCUCUGGUCAGGUUAUAGAGAUCGACGACAGCUUCUAUGGCAGGAAGACGCUGCACUACUGCAGGACUGGACGCUCUCCACCCGACUCAUCUUUGCAGGAGGAGUGCAGCUGGGUGGAUGUGGUGGAUAUGGUGUCGGAGCACUGCCUUGGGUUGCAGGUAUGCCAGGCUGUAGCAGACGUAGCAUCCUUUGGAGAGCCUUGCCCGGGACUAGGAAGUUAUCUAUCGGUGGAUUAUCACUGCAAAGAUGGUCUUCAUCUACUGAUUACCAAGCAAGCUGCCGUCUUUGAUAAUGUCACCUUGACUAUAAAGUGGUUGCUCCACCCUUUUCAAGGAAAUCUCACAUGCAGUGUGAAUACUGGGGAUGGACACACUAUCGACCCCUACAUGCCCGAAGAGUUACAGAGUAAUGUAGUGCACAGGUAUCAAGAUGCUGGAGUCUACACCGUUACAGUGGAGUGUAGCACCAGCGAGUGGCAUGUGGCAGCUCAGAAAACCGUCACCAUCCAAGAACCUGCUGGGGAAUUCAGCAAAAUCGUGUGUUACAGUUCAAACCAGACAACAGACAGUGAAAACUGCAAAGGUCUUAAACAGCAUGCGCUGAGAAUCCAAGUGCAGCUCAGUUCAGGUACUAACGUCACAUACAAAAUCCAGCACGGGAUCACUGAGCUUGUCCGCUCACCUGAAGUCAGAGGGAUCAUCCCGCACAACCUCACCAUCCCUGAAGAGGCUUCACAGCUUUUGGGAUUGGGAUGCCAUCAACUUACUCUCCUGGCCUCCAACAGAGUGACGGCUCCAGAUGUGUCUACUCCUCUUGAACUUUGCUUGGUUGAGCCAGUGGACGGUCUUCAAGCCUCUGUGGCACCUGAACAGGACCUGUGCUCAGACUCCGCUCUAUAUGUUAAUGUCUCUCUGGAUCGUGGUGCUCCAGUGGAAGUGCUCUUUCUGGUGUCUGGGGAUAACGACAGCUUCUCUGAGACCCAUAACAUGCUGAAUGGGAGUGUACAGAUGUUCAGAGUCUUUAGUAAAAUAGAAGGUCAAAUGCGGGUAAAAGUCAGAGUGUCAAAUUUGUUUUCAUCAGCGGAAGCAGAUGCAGGAGACACACUGUUAGAUUGCCAGACAGAGGAUCUGGGGGAGAUAAAUGGCAAUAACCUGACGAUCACUGCAAACCCAGAGAACCCAGUCAUAGGCACGAGUAGCAUAAUGUUGGACGUUAAUGGCCUAAAUAGAAAUGCUAAACUUUACACAUUUGCCUGGAACUGCAGUGGAACUUGUCCCUGUGAUGUCAGUAGUCCAACUAAAACACAUCAGGUUCAAGCCACUUGUCUCCCUCCACCCUACAGCUUUUCAAUCUACUCUAUGACUGCCGUAAAGACAACGGGGAAGCCAGAGGAACAGACAGCAAGCAAAUGCAUCUCUGUGUUUCCUGGAAGUGAUUUAAAUCCAGUCAUUACAUGUUCCAACUGCAACCCAGUGAAUGUCGGUGCAAAUGUUGAGCUGCAGCUGGAGUGUGAAGGCUGUCAGCAAAUGGUUUGGUACAUCGAGGACACAAACCCUGUACCUGAUGCCUUGAGUUCCUGUUAUUCUGAAAAAGGACAAAGCGUACUGAUAAAACAGAAGGAAGGUGUCAGCUCUUUUGUAAUCGACAGCGCAACUCUAGUCAAUGCACAGCAGGACAUUAAAGUUGUUGCUUAUGGUGUAAGAGAUGGCUUAUCUGGAUCAGCUGAAUUCACCAUCCCAAUAUUUGGUGCCUCGUCUACUUUGUUCCCAACAUUACUACCUGAUAGUGUGGCCACGAAUGGGCAAGAAAUGUCCCCUCCGCCAUCCUGUAACAUUAAUCCCACUGUUGGAGACAGUCUCUCUCCCUUUAAUAUCACAUGCACUGUGGCUUCUCCAUUCUGCAAAGCUGGACCCUGCAUGUACUGCUUCAGAACAUUAACUGGUGAUUACUUGUACUGUGGCCAUAACCAGACAGUGGAGUCACUCUUUCUUCCAGUGGGGAGUAACAUCAACAACACCCUUGCUGUAUCAAUCACUGUUGAGAACUUGGAAGGACAGAAGAUUAACACAACCUUAUCUGUCCAGGUGAAUGAUGCAAGCGUUGGGCCCACAGUGGAGGAUCUGCAGAGCUUUGUGUCCAAGCAGGUGGACCAGCUGUUGCAGCUUAGGAAGCUGACAGGGGCAGCACUAGCCCAGAUGUUCCAGUCUGUCUCUAACAGGCUGAAUGAGGAUACAACCGAGGGUCAAGAACAAGACGCAAAGAUGAAGCUACGAGAGCAGAUGCUGCUAGACCUGGGCACAGCUAUGAGUGCUGCCCCCCUCAGGAACCCAUUAGAAGUGCAAAAGACAGCUGACGCUGUAGUGGGCCUCACUAGGCAAAGUAAAGAGCUGACAUCUACAGCUCAGCUGGAAGCCAGCUCACUUCUGUCAAACCUCAGUAUGUCCCUGGUCUCUCUAACGCUCUCUGAGGGGGAUGACAAGGAAGUAACAAGGCAGGUGGUUACACCAAUUAUUCAGGCUGCCAGUAACAUCCUCAAAGCUUCUGCCAGCACAGACCAGCAGGAAAUCAUUUCAGAAAACUUGUUAACUGCAGCGGACAACGUACAGAGUGCGCUACUGGCUGGUGUAAGCGUAGACCAAGAGCCCAUCAUCGUUAGCACGUCUGAGAUCAGUGUGUAUGUAAACAGAAUGUCAGCAGUGGCACUACAGAAGCAGCCCUUCAGUAUCGAGCACAACAGCUCAGCCAGCUUCGUGCUUCCGUCUUUGGGUCCUAAUGUGCUCCCUUCAGAAGAGCCGGUGGAUGUGCGGAUGCUAAGUUUUGCGAUAAACCCUUUCCCCUGGAGAGACGGCGAGCCUAUAAAUGGAGCGGUGGCUUCUCUAUCCAUCACUCGAAAGAAUGGAUCUGUUAUCCCUGUAUCAAAUCUCACUGAAGAGAUUGAGAUCAUCUUACCACGACAAGAGGCUGAAGUUAACAGCACGUUACUGGACUUGGGGAACUACAGUACCUUGGUCAUUAAUGUGACCACGCCAAACAUAUCUUUGGUUUUGAAGCUGGACCCCUCAGAAGAGAUACUAUUACAUUUACUCCUGGGUUUCGAACACUACCCAAACAACACUCACUACAAGACCACAAUUCAGCUCCCUCAACCAGGAAAUUCAACAGAAGAGAGGUAUGCAUGGGUGCUGGACCCCAAGGAUGUAGCACUGGAAGUAGGGGUUUAUUAUCUUCUGGUGAGGCCUAUUAGCCAAGCAGGUGUAAACUCCUCAAAUGCCUCAGUCUUCAUCACUUCCAUAGCUGCUCAGUGUAAAUACUGGGAUGAGACUGAAACCAACUGGAGUGACCAUGGCUGCAGGGUUGGCCCUCGCACCACACCACUGAUUACCCAGUGUCUGUGUACGCAUUUGACAUUUUUUGGCAGUUCAUUCUUUGUCAUGCCCAACCUGGUUGACGUGUCCCGGACUGCUGAACUUUUUGCCACAUUUGUUAACAACCCUGUUGUGGUGUGUUUUGUGGGUGCCAUAUUCCUUGUCUACCUCAUGGUUGUGAUUUGGGCCCGAAGAAAGGACAUCCAGGACACAGCAAAGGUCAAAGUCACAUUGCUAGAGGACAACGAUCCCUUGGCUGAAUAUCGCUACUUACUGACCAUCAAUACUGGGCAUCGUCGAGGAGCUUCUACAUCCUCUCAGGUUACAGUGACGCUCAUGGGCUCUGAGGGAGAGAGUGAGCCCCACCAUCUAACUGAUCCAGACAAGCCGGUUUUUGAAAGAGGAGGAGUGGACAUGUUCCUCCUCACUACUCCUUUCUCACUUGGAGAGCUGCAGAGCAUCAGAUUAUGGCAUGAUAAUUCUGGGAAGCAUCCUGCUUGGUAUGUUAAUAAGGUCAUGGUCCAAGAUCUGGAGACGGGGCAAAAGUGGCAUUUCUUAUGCAGUUCAUGGCUGGCCAUUGAUGUAGGAGAGUGCACUCUGGACAAAGUGUUUCCUGUAGCAACAGAGAUGGACUUAAAAAGGUUUAGUAAUCUGUUCUUUAUGAAAACCACCAAGGAUUUCCAAGACGGUCACAUCUGGUUUUCAGUGAUAAAUCGGCCACCCAAUAGUAACUUCACUCGAGUUCAGCGUGUAUCAUGCUGCUUCUCUCUGUUGCUCUGCACCAUGCUGACCAGCAUCAUGUUCUGGGGGAUUCCCACUGACCCCUCUGAGCAGACCAUGGACCUGGGUAAGAUCGAGUUUACCUGGCAGCAAGUGAUGAUUGGAUUCCAGAGCUCCAUCAUAAUGUUCCCUAUCAACCUUCUUAUUGUGAGCAUCUUCAGAAACGUCCGACCAAGGGAACGAAGGACAGUUCAAGCACCUAAACAGUCUAAGACUGAUUCUGUGAAGCAAGGAAAAACAGGACGGGUGUCGCCAAACCAACCUCCUUCUCCACCGAGUGACUAUAAGGAGAUCACACCACAUGCUGUAAUCAGGGACAUCAAAAGGAUAGCCCAAUCACUCUCCAAGGCUAUGAGGAGCCCGUUACCAAGGAUUGACCCUGAGAAAAUGGAUAUCAAUGAUCUCCUGUCACUAGUCGAAGAUAUAAUUUGUCAGCAGAACCGUAUAGGAGGCGAGUUUUAUUCUGAUGCCUCCAAAAAGGAGCUGUCCAUCUCUCUGGGGGCUGUAAAUCUUCAUGAGAGGAGCCCUGAGCAGAUGCCGAAAGAGAAAAAUAGCAUCUACAGGCAGUAUCUCUACAAACAACUCCAAAAUGUGGAGAAAGAGCUGAGGCUGCUGGGUCCUUCCCGAUUCUCUAAACCGGAGAGCUAUGUUCAGGCGGUGCUGCAGGUUCAAGGCAUGAAACGCUUGCUAGAGCCGUAUCUCUCCUCCAGCACCAAUAGGGACCAGGAUUCUUGCAGCUCCAGUUUGGGGAAGGACCAUGAUGGUGGUAAGAAGUGCUGUCAGAAAGGCUUGCCUUGGUGGUUUGUGUUUGUUGCCUGGAUCCUUGUCGCAGCCACCAGUGGAGUGUCAGCGUAUUUUACCAUGAUGUAUGGGCUGACUUAUGGAAUGGAACGCUCUGUCAGCUGGCUUAUUUCAAUGCUUGUGUCUUUCUUCGAGAGUCUCUUCAUUACCCAGCCUAUUAAGGUGCUUGGAUUUGCCGUCUUCUUUGCGCUAGUCCUAAAGAAAGUUGAUCAAGAGGAAUAUAGCGAUGUUCCAAUUGAAGGUGCUAUAUCAAGUACAGAUGAUCCUGAUGGGAUAUGCAUUGUCAGGAGGGACAGCACAUGCAGUUUCUAUCAGCCUCCUCCUCCCUCUGACAUUGAGAAGAUGAAGAGCAACAUGAUCAAGGAACAGAAAGUCUUUGCACUUAUCAGGGAGAUUCUCAUUUACUUUGGCUUCCUGUGGAUGCUACUCCUGGUGGCUUACGGUCAGCGAGACCCGAAUGCUUACUAUCUCACGCAACACAUCCAGCAGAGCUUCAGGAACGGCAUCACGGACAGCAUGAACUGCAAAGAUGUGUUGACCUGGACAAACACCACUCUCCUAAAUAACGUUUUUGGAAAACGACCAGGCUUCAUCACAGAUGGAAACUCUAAGCUUGUAGGCAAUGCUCGACUCCGGCAGGUUCGAGUGCACAAGAACUCCUGCAGGACCUCCAGCUUCAUGAGUCGCUCCAUUCAGGACUGCCAUGCUCCAUACUCUUGGGAAGUGGAAGACAUGGGUUCUUAUGGUCCAGGUUGGAACAGAUCAAAUGAUGUAAACUUGUCAAAGAGUCUCCUCAUGCCAUGGCGGUACCAAACCCAGUCCAGACUGAGGACACACCCUAUCUGGGGUAGGGUGGCUUUCUACAGAGGUGGCGGCUUUGUUGUGGAUCUGGGGCCCAACAAAGAAAAUGCAAGCAGUUUGCUUCAGUACCUUUUUGACAACAUCUGGGUGGACAAAUACACUCGGGCUAUCUUUGUGGAGCUCACAGUGUAUAAUGCAAACGUCAACCUCUUCUGCAUGGUCACGCUGAUGUUUGAGACCACAGCAGUGGGAGCAUUUCAGUAUCGCAGUGACCUGCAAAGUGUCCGCCUUUAUCAGUCAGCUGGUGGUUUUCAUAUUUUCAUGAUGGCCUCUGAGACGAUCUAUUUUCUCUUCAUUCUUCAUUACAUGUUUCAGCAGGGCAAGCUUAUGAAACAGCACAAGUGGGAAUACUUCAGGAGCAAAUGGAAUGUUUUGGAGCUAGGCAUUAUUAUUUUAAGCUGGAGUGCACUGUGCGUUUUCAUCAAGAGGAAGCUGUUGGGCAACCAAGACAUCGAGUACUAUCAAAACCACAAAGACCAACAUGCUAGCUUUUAUGAAACUGCCACAGCAGAUGGAGUUCUUGGAUACCUUAUAGCUUUUCUGGUUUUGCUGGCUACGGUUAAACUGUGGCACCUGCUGCGCCUCAACCCUAAACUGCAAAUGAUCACCGCAACAUUGCGUCGGGCGUGGAACGACAUCUCUGGCUUCAUUAUCGUCAUGACAAUUAUGUUGUUGGCUUACUCCAUUGCUUGUAAUUUAAUGUACGGUUGGAAGCUUUAUUCAUAUCACACUCUUCUCCAUGCUGCCAAGACCAUUGUAAGCUUACAACUUGGGAUCUUCAACUAUGAAGAGGUUUUGCAUUACAAUCCUGUUCUUGGUGCGUUUGUGAUUGGGUCUUGCAUCAUCUUCAUGACGUUUGUGGUUCUAAACCUAUUCAUAUCUGUUAUCCUGGUGGCAUUUUCAGAAGAACAGCUACAUCAUAAGCCAUCUGAAGAGGAGGAAAUUGUAGACCUAAUGCUGAUGAAGAUAUGCAGCCUUUUGGGAAUCAAGGUUAAGAAGAAGCAGGUGCUGGAGGAACCAAAAGCAGCACCCUUUACCGUAUCAUAAAAGUCUGAUUGAGAUGAAAAGAUUAUUGUAGUACAUGAAGUGGAUCAUAUAAGCUUUUAUGUAAUGCUCUUUUUGUCUUUGAAAAUUGUAGUACUAUUAAUAUCUUAGUGCACAAUGCUGUAAUUAUAUUUAAAAGCUUGAUGUGAAAGGAGUGUAUGCCUUUAUUGUAUAAGCUGUUAAACGUAGCACUUUGAAUUUCUUCACAAGGAACUGCUUGAUUUAUUU
Messenger RNA from Clarias gariepinus (North African catfish), 7611 nucleotides. RefSeq names its product polycystic kidney disease 1 like 2a (gene pkd1l2a). Gene Ontology annotation, cellular component: membrane. Gene Ontology annotation, molecular function: protein binding; carbohydrate binding; calcium ion binding. The coding region runs from base 1 to 7386 and encodes 2461 amino acids. The transcript is spliced from 41 exons. Gene Ontology annotation, biological process: detection of mechanical stimulus. The record is from RefSeq and is a predicted model, not a curated record. Lineage: Eukaryota; Metazoa; Chordata; Actinopteri; Siluriformes; Clariidae.